This is a messenger RNA of Meloidogyne enterolobii, 519 nucleotides long. The record is from the annotation of a GenBank genome assembly. NCBI's taxonomy places the organism in Eukaryota, Metazoa, Nematoda, Chromadorea, Rhabditida, Meloidogynidae.
AUGGCUCAUGAAGGAUAUUCUCGCGCCUUAGACGCUUUAAAUCGUGCAACAGGAGGUGGAACUAGAGGGGAACUUUCACAACAACUGGCUAAAAGCGAUUCUCAAGGUUCAACAAUAACUUUUGAUUCCAAAGAUUCUCAAUCACCAACAGUUGCAGCAGAAAAAGUUGCCGAAGUUGUAAUGAAUUCAAUGAUUGGAUUAUUGGGUGGAAAUGGAGGGGAGAAUUCUUCUUCUACACAACCACAAGGAGGAGGAGGGGGAGGAAAUGUUAGACGUUCAGUGGUCCGUUCAGUUCAGGAAGCUCUUUUUGAAGAAAUGGAACAACGCAGAAUUCUUGUUCGUAUGGUUAAAAAGGGACAAUUGGCUGAUGCUAUUGAUAAAAUUGAGCAAUUAUUUCCUUCUUUGUUUGAAACAAAUCGACAACUUGCAUUAUUAAUUAAAACACAGCAUUUUAUUGAAAUGUAUAAAGAAAUUACUAAAGUAGGGUUUUUUUUAAUUUUCACUAGAACAUCUUUUUGA